Messenger RNA from Telopea speciosissima, 726 nucleotides. RefSeq lists its product as uncharacterized. The record is from RefSeq and is a predicted model, not a curated record. NCBI's taxonomy places the organism in Eukaryota, Viridiplantae, Streptophyta, Magnoliopsida, Proteales, Proteaceae. The transcript has 4 exons. Bases 1 to 723 code for a protein of 240 amino acids.
AUGCACAUCAGUCAAGAAAUUCCUCCAUUUAGACGUGGGAGCAACAAAGCUACACUCUGCCCACCAUCAGAGGACAUAAGACAACUCUUCAAUGGAGGAGAAGAAGAUUCCAUGUCCUCCUCAACUCUAUUUGAUGAAGGGAUCACUUCUGAUUCUUACCAUAUCUACAAGAAAUUGGUGUUUCCUGAUUGUAAGUUAAUAUCUGGAAAUCUCAAUUCUGUUGAUCGAUCCUUUACAGGACAAUGUAACCCUCCAGUUUUUCAGAAAAUGAAUGGAGAAUAUAGUUGUGGUGUUCGCAGUAUUAAGGUUGUGCUUACUAAGAAGCAGUUGGAGGAGGUACUUGAUCAGAGUCCUCAACUUGGAGAGCCUUAUCAGAAAUGGCAACCAUCUUUGCCCACCAUUCCAGAAGAGUGCUUGGUCGAUCAGGGCAUGGCGAUCCCAGAAAAGCUUCUGAAAUUCAAGUAUCACCUCAUCUUUGGAAGUAUUGUCUCAGUUUUGCUCCUUUCGCUGGUCCUGUUGGCGCCCAGGUUCUUUGACCUGCUUGCCUACUUUUGGCCACUCUUUCUCUCUACAGCCAUGUUUCUGGCCACCGCCGUCCUCUUUAGUCGGGUAUCUCCAACGGAAACUGAAGCUUCAGUGGAGAAAGCUGGAGAAGGGAUCUUAGAUUUCGUUGCAGGGCAACCGGGUCAGGUGGAGGAAGAAGAGCCCUCGAAAUCUGAGUGAUGG